Molecule: messenger RNA, 494 nt
Organism: Balaenoptera musculus (blue whale)
Lineage: Eukaryota; Metazoa; Chordata; Mammalia; Artiodactyla; Balaenopteridae
Exons: 4
Coding region: 22-327 (101 amino acids)
Source: RefSeq, a predicted model, not a curated record
GGGCAGGGCGAGACAGCGGAAAUGACGACAAUGAGCGUUCCAUUAAAUAUCCGUAGGCGGGCCUCUACCCCUCUCUCGGCCUUAGCGCCAUCUUCGGAGAAACCUCCGCGCCAUGAGAGCGAAGUGGAGGAAGAAGCGAAUGCGCAGGCUGAAGCGCAAAAGAAGAAAGAUGAGGCAGAGGUCCAAGUAAACUUGUACACCCAUGGAAGCCACAGGAGCAGAAACAAGGGAAGGCAGAGGACAGGGACGCUGGUACAAAUUGUUGGACUGCUUGCCUACUGUCUAGAACUUGUCUCAGUGGAUCUGGAACAUCGAUGGCCAUUCUGAUCGCCUCGACCGCCUUUGAGAGACCCACCUUACUCGUAUCAAAACGGUCCCUUUUGGUCCUUUGCCCUGGACCUUUGACAUACUGGACUAGUUCUAUUCUCAGUUGUGGCUGAAUGUAACAUGUAACAAUAAAUCAUCUCUUUUGCUGUCUUAGCUGAAGAAAAAAA